AUGUCUUCAGUCACAUUAACCAAGGAGUCUCACAAGAAUCCAUCCAAGUUCAGAAUCAAAUACCAGGAUUGUAAUGCUGUAUUGGGCCCUGAACAUACUGCUCAGAAAAACAUACGCGAUGAACUACCAACUGUCCGCACUUCAUCUGAAGUCGCCGUAAUUGGAGCCGGAUUUGGUGGUAUUGGAGCUGCCAUCAAGACCAUACAGGAUUUGAAGGUGUCCGAAGUGCAAAUUUUCGAAAGAUAUGACAAUUUCGGUGGAACUUGGUACGCAAACACCUACCCAGGUUGUGCUUCUGAUAUUCCAGCUAUUUGGUAUUCAUUCUCCUUUGCAUUGACUUCAAACUGGAGUAGAGUUCAGCCUCCACAGUACGAAAUGGAAGAGUACAUCCAAAGGGUUGCUGCGCAAUACAAGUUGAAAGAAAAGACUCGCUUUCAAACAUCAAUCGACAAGUCUGUUUACAAUGAGGAUACUGGGUUCUGGACAGUGUACGCCCAUGAUGUCAAGACAGGACAGAAAAUAGAACACACUACCAAGAUUCUCUUGUCUUGCGCCGGGGGUUUGGUAUACCCCAACCAAUUGAAUGCACCUGGCCUCGAAAACUUCAAAGGAAAGUACAUGCACUCAGCAGUUUGGGACCACUCUGUCGAUUUCAAGGGUAAGAACGUUGUUGUUGUUGGGAAUGGGUGUUCAGCCAAUCAGAUUGUUCCAGCAUUGCUUAAUGAUCCGCAAUACAGCGUCAAUUCACUUACUCAAAUUGCAAGAUCAAAACACUACAUUAUGCCACCCGUUCCAAAAAUCUUAUUGUUUGUUUACCGUUUGCUUAGUUUCAACUUUUACGGCUUGGCAUUGAUUAGAUGGCUAGUGAUUCUCAUUGCCGAAUUGCGAUUCCCCUUGUACAAGGGCAAUGGCUUAAUCUCAAAAGUUGUACGUUGGGUAAAUACAAGAGCAUCUGUCAGCUAUAUGAAGAAAUAUGCGCCUAAAAAGUACUGGGAUUUGGUGAUUCCCGACUACAAGAUUGGAUGCAAGCGUUUGAUCUUUGACUACCAGUACGUCCCCGCAUUGAACGAUCCAAGAAUAUCCCUUACAAAUGUCGGAAUCAAGAGAGUUGUUGAAGAUGGAAUCAUUUUGGAGAAUGAUGAAUUCGUGAAAGCUGACAUCAUUGUUGCUUGUACUGGUUAUGACGUUAAACAAUCGACAAAAAUUCAAUUUUCAACCACAAAGGGUUACAAUAACCAAGAAAUGUGGACAAAGGAGGGUGUUAGUGCUUAUAGAACAGUUUUGGUAAAGCAUUUGCCAAACUUGUUUGUCAUUGGAGGUCCCAAUUCGGCAACUGGGCACGCUUCCGUCGUCAUGGCACUUGAGAAUGGUAUUGAUUACUAUUUGAAAUUGGCCAAGCCUGUUGUUGAAGGUAAGGAGAAAUCUGUUGUUGUCAAACCUGAGGCAUAUGAUAAGUGGCAUAAAGAUAUUCAAGAGGAGUUGAGCAAAAGUGUUUUCGGUACCAAAUUCGGUGGUUGUGUAUCAUGGUAUAGCGACGAGAAGGAGAAUGCAACUGCAUUUGGUUGGUCGCAAUUAUAUUACUGGUACAUUACCCACUUUCCUGCUUACAAGGAUCUUGUUUACGAACACUCUGAUAAGAAAAGGGACUAA
This is a messenger RNA of Lodderomyces theae, 1650 nucleotides long. Its product is annotated as flavin-containing monooxygenase. The transcript has a single exon. The record is from RefSeq and is a predicted model, not a curated record. The coding region runs from base 1 to 1650 and encodes 549 amino acids. Lineage: Eukaryota; Fungi; Ascomycota; Pichiomycetes; Serinales; Debaryomycetaceae. Gene Ontology annotation, molecular function: N,N-dimethylaniline monooxygenase activity; NADP binding; flavin adenine dinucleotide binding.